This is a messenger RNA of Periconia digitata, 387 nucleotides long. Lineage: Eukaryota; Fungi; Ascomycota; Dothideomycetes; Pleosporales; Periconiaceae. The record is from the annotation of a GenBank genome assembly.
GUCCGGAGAGAAAAACCCCACAUGAGCGAUUGCUCUCGAAGCAAGAAGAAUUCAAACUUCAUCGUGGUGACGGAUAUGCCAGUCCCCACUGCACCCGCGACAUUCAACAGCACAUACGAAGUAUUCCGCAAAAGCAUCACAAUCCCACGCCCUCGCCCUCUCAACCCACAUCCUCUGCUGGGCCUCAUCCCAACCAAUCUCCCUUCUAGCCUCCUACACAGCAGCCUUCUCGUCCUUUCAAGACUUUGCAAAAACAGCGACGCAGUAUAGCAUCCCACCAAACGUCACAGAUACUAGCGUCGUCGUCACGUAUACGACCGUGCCGGAGUGGUAUAGUGCGCUGCCGGAGAACGUGAAGAGGAAUAAUGAGAUUAAUGUUGGGUUGUU